AGAUAUUGGAACAUUAUAUUUUAUUUUUGGUAUUUGAGCAGGAAUAGUAGGAACUUCUUUAGUCUUCUAAUUCGUGCAGAAUUAGGAAAUCCUGGAUCUUUAAUUGGAGAUGAUCAAAUUUAUAAUACUAUUGUAACUGCUCAUGCUUUUAUUAUAAUUUUUUUUAUAGUAAUACCUAUUAUAAUUGGUGGAUUCGGUAAUUGAUUAGUACCAUUAAUAUUGGGAGCCCCAGAUAUAGCUUUCCCCCGUAUAAAUAAUAUAAGAUUCUGAUUAUUACCCCCCUCUAUUAUACUUUUAAUUUCAAGCAGAAUUGUAGAAAAUGGAGCAGGUACUGGAUGAACAGUGUACCCCCCACUCUCAUCUAAUAUUGCCCAUAGAGGAAGAUCUGUUGAUUUAGCUAUUUUUUCCCUGCACUUAGCUGGAAUUUCUUCUAUUUUAGGAGCUGUUAAUUUUAUUACAACUAUUAUUAAUAUACGCCCUAAUAAUAUAUCAUUAGAUCAAAUACCCCUAUUUGUUUGAGCUGUAGGUAUUACAGCCCUUCUUUUACUUUUAUCGCUACCAGUAUUAGCCGGUGCCAUUACCAUACUUUUAACAGAUCGAAAUCUUAAUACUUCAUUUUUUGAUCCUGCUGGUGGAGGUGACCCCAUUCUCUAUCAACAUUUAUUUUGAUUUUUUGGACAUCCUGAAGUUUAUAUUUUAAUUUUACCAGGAUUUGGUAUAAUCUCCCAUAUUAUUUCUCAAGAAAGAGGUAAAAAGGAAACAUUUGGAUGUUUGGGAAUAAUUUAUGCUAUGUUAGCAAUUGGUUUAUUAGGAUUUGUUGUUUGAGCACAUUAUAUAUUCACAGUAGGUAUAGAUAUUGAUACUCGAGCUUAUUUUACAUCAGCUACAAUAAUUAUUGCUGUUCCUACAGGAAUUAAAAUUUUUAGUUGAUUAGCUACUCUUCACGGUACUCAAAUUAAUUAUAGUCCAUCUAUAUUAUGAAGAUUAGGAUUUGUAUUUUUAUUCACAGUAGGAGGUUUAACAGGUGUUAUUUUAGCUAAUUCAUCAAUUGAUGUUACCCUCCAUGAUACUUAUUAUGUAGUAGCCCAUUUUCAUUAUGUUCUUUCUAUAGGAGCCGUAUUCGCUAUUAUAGGAGGAUUUGUUCACUGGUAUCCACUAUUCACCGGAUUAUCAAUAAACCCAUACUUAUUAAAAAUUCAAUUUUUUAUUAUAUUUAUUGGUGUAAAUUUAACAUUUUUCCCCCAACAUUUCCUAGGAUUAGCUGGAAUACCUCGACGAUAUUCUGACUACCCCGAUACUUAUACCUCAUGAAAUAUCAUUUCAUCAUUGGGGUCUUAUAUUUCUUUAAUUGCAACAAUAUUAAUAUUAAUUAUUAUUUGAGAGUCUAUAGUAAAAAAACGAAUUAUUUUAUUUCCAUUAAAUAUAAAUUCCUCUAUUGAAUGAUAUCAAAAUCUUCCACCAGCUGAACAUUCAUAUAAUGAAUUACCUAUUUUAAGAAAUUUCUAAUAUGGCAGACUAUAUGUAAUGGAUUUAAACCCCAUUUAUAAAGGAAUAUCCUUUUUUUAGAAAUGGCAACUUGAUCUAACUUUAACCUCCAAAAUAGAGCUUCUCCAUUGAUAGAACAAAUUAUUUUUUUUCACGAUCAUACCUUAGUUAUUUUAAUUAUAAUUACAAUCUUAGUUGGAUAUUUAAUAAUUAGAUUAUUUUUCAAUUCUUAUAUCAAUCGAUUUCUUCUAGAAGGACAAAUAAUUGAAUUAAUUUGAACAAUUUUACCAGCAAUUACUUUAAUUUUUAUUGCUUUACCUUCUUUACGCCUCCUAUAUUUAUUAGAUGAACUAAAUAACCCUUUAAUUACAUUAAAAUCUAUUGGUCAUCAAUGAUAUUGAAGUUAUGAGUACUCAGAUUUUCAUAAUAUUCAAUUUGAUUCCUAUAUAAUCCCGCAAAAUGAAAUAAAUAAUAAUAAUUUUCGUCUUUUAGACGUAGAUAAUCGAAUUGUUAUUCCCAUAAAUAAUCAAAUUCGAAUUAUAGUUACAGCAACAGAUGUUAUUCACUCCUGAACAGUACCUUCUCUAGGUGUAAAAGUAGAUGCUAAUCCAGGUCGACUUAACCAAACUAAUUUUUUUAUUAAUCGCCCUGGAAUUUUCUAUGGACAAUGUUCUGAAAUUUGCGGAGCAAAUCAUAGUUUUAUACCUAUUGUAAUUGAAAGUAUUUCAAUUAAAAAUUUUAUUAAUUGAAUUAAUAACUAUUCUU
Molecule: messenger RNA, 2250 nt
Organism: Cydia splendana
Lineage: Eukaryota; Metazoa; Arthropoda; Insecta; Lepidoptera; Tortricidae
Product: cytochrome c oxidase subunit 1-like
Biological process (GO): electron transport coupled proton transport; mitochondrial electron transport, cytochrome c to oxygen
Cellular component (GO): membrane
Molecular function (GO): heme binding; cytochrome-c oxidase activity
Source: RefSeq, a predicted model, not a curated record